CUAUCUGACUGUCCGCCAAUCUCUACUGCGAUAUAUCUCGAUAGAAAUGUCACUCCCCUCAAUCGCACGGAGCAACUCUAAAUCAGCCAAGCUACCUCCAACCAGCCUCCCCCCUUCCUGAAUACUGGUACUUGUAGUGUCUUUCUCACGUGUACUCGAGUACCACACAAUAUCACAAUAGCUCCAGCACCAUACAAGCAGCAGAGCGGUGCCCGAACCUCGAUCACACCACGGCAAGGCAUAGGGUAGGGGGUAUCCGAACACAUGGACGAAAAACCCGAGUGGCAAGUUCUUUAUGGGUAUCUGGGCGCCCGCACUAAAACUUCGGCUCGAAAUUUUAGGGCACGAUGCGCUCACCAGACAUAAUGAACCAGAACAUAAGGGAGAACAACUAGCACGGCACCAGUGCACGCCUGAGCGCCUAUGCUGAAUUCGGACUCAAAUGCUCUGGUUCGUUAUUGUGCCCAGCAGGUGCGCUUCAUACCGGAUACCUGCCUCUACCCAGCUCAGUACCGUUACACCGGCUCGGAACUCCGCUGCCUUCCCUGGCUGACAGACAUGAUAAUGCAGGAUAGCGGCAACGGGGGUCCGUAUUAUUGAAUAAACCCUGCCCACCUACCAGGACCAGGGCCAGCUCAAGGACGGCUCGGAGGGCGGGGUUAAGAGGUGGUUACCUGCUUGGGCUUGUGUCGCGAGGAGGGGGAUCCUGGUGCUGUGUGCGGGUCGGUUUUCGGAUGCCGGUAUUUGAUGGUGCAGGUGCGAGCACUGAACAAAGUGGAAUUAUGCUUGCCUGGCCAGCCCCGCGAAAGUAGGAUCCACAGGGCAGAGUCGUCUGCAUAGAGAGGGUAGAGUAGGAAAGUUUUCCUACUACGAUACUACCGUACUCUCCUCGACACUACCAGCUCAGGCCAUGCACACAUGAAUACGCGCCGAGGGCCUUCGGAUACCGUCCUCACUGGAAUAUACAAGUACCAGGUACGUGUGGCAGUCUAGCUUCCCUUCCCCCAUCCAUUAUCGCGCCAAUCGGAAUUUUGUGGCACAAGGGAAAUGAAAGGAUGAUUUGGAAUUGUAGCGGGUAGGGCUGUGGUCCCUAGCUGAUACAUGUGAUAAAUAAAAAAAAGACAAGGUGAGAACUUUGGAUAAGCGAUUAUUUCUGGUUGUUCCCAAUCUAUCCGACUUUCUAUCACACAAGCACCGUACGAGUACCGUAGAGUACUGUGCCUUGCGGGAUGUUUCAUUGAGAGACAUGAAAAGGGUGUAAACAUGUCUUGAGGGACGUUUUUGUCGAUGCGGUUCUUGGAAUACCGGUACCGACAGUCACGGACCUUCAGGAGUGCCCAAUUAGAUUGGUGGGGAGCGACGAAGCGCUACACCCGUCCAGGCAAGAAGUAUCCAAAAACACGAGUAGUGAGUUCGUAUGGGCGCUCAGAUCCGCACGGAAUUCUUGCCAUAGAGUGGGGUACGGUACCGCUAGAGUGUGAACUGAGGCAGGCAGGGAGGAGUGUAGUAUCAAGAAGUGAUGUUUAUUUCCUUCAAGCAGAUCGUAGCUAUUAUGACCGGCUGACCCGACUGGCCGCGCCCGGUGGACUGCCAUAGCCAGGAGGAAAGGUUCAGAGAAAUACCCGAGCACCGUUGAUUGCAGGGGUAUAUUUUUAACAUACCAUCGUGUACUGUACCAUCGGUAGGGGUGGAGGGAGUACGAGUACUCGAGUAAAGAUGGACCCCGCGCCCCAAACUCAGACCCCACUGGCAUCGUUCAGUACCAUAGUCCAAAAUUAUAUCCGGAUUUUCUGUAGCCCCGGUUCAAAUUUCCCUCAGCUGUUUCAAAGGCUUUUUUCUUGGUUCUUCCCA
This is a messenger RNA of Tuber melanosporum (Perigord truffle), 1851 nucleotides long. RefSeq lists its product as uncharacterized. The transcript has a single exon. The record is from RefSeq and is a predicted model, not a curated record. The coding region runs from base 1288 to 1596 and encodes 102 amino acids. Lineage: Eukaryota; Fungi; Ascomycota; Pezizomycetes; Pezizales; Tuberaceae.